Molecule: messenger RNA, 1273 nt
Organism: Prorocentrum cordatum
Lineage: Eukaryota; Dinophyceae; Prorocentrales; Prorocentraceae
Source: the annotation of a GenBank genome assembly
UGGCUCUAGGUGGUCCUCAGCCGCCUCCGCUCCUCCUCGCCCUAUACCCCUCAUUCUCUCGGCCGCCCCUGCGCUCCCUUUCUCGGCAGCCAUGGCGUACGGGCCCUUGUGUCAGUGCGCCUUCAUGUCCUACGGACCCCGGAUCCAGCUGAAGGCGCCGCCCAUCUCGGCGAAUCGGCAGUUGUACGACAAGCCGCCGCCGUUCACGGCCCCAAACGGCUGCGAGGCUCCGCCACCAGGCUCCUUCACGAUGUACGCGUUUGAGGUCGAGGAGGCGAAGAAGGACCCGCUGUCAGCGUCGCGCUCGCUGCCGCUGGAGGAGCCGUGCUACGUCUUCGGGUCCUCGCAGGUGUUCGACGGGCAGGUCCACGACGGGCACAAGAGCGUGAACGAGCAGCACGCGUGCCUGUACUUCACGAAGGGCAAGUGGUUCGUGAAGAGCAUCAACGGCCAGGUGCACCUGGAGAGUAUGACGCUGCACCCAUACAUGCGGGACUCAGACGGGAAGGCCGUGAAGCGCUACACGUCCACCAGCAACAAGAAGCUCGAGACCAUCACUCCCAUAGACUCCAAGCGGCGGCUGUCGAGGGAGAUGUGCGUCUUCCGGCUGGGCGACUCGGGCCGGCGCUUCUGGGUGUCUGGCGCCCUCCCCCUCAAGGAGGGCGAAAUGGAGGAGGACGCGGGCGGCGCCGGGGGGCGCAAGAAGGACAAGGGCGAGAAGGACCGGGACAAGGAGCGCCGCGAGGAUCGUGGGCGCGACCGCGAGGAUGCCCCUCGCAGAGGGGACCGCGAGAGGAACCGCAGCCGCAGCCGGAGGCGGCGGUGAGCGCUGCGCCUCGGCGAGCCAGGCAGCCCAACAUAUGCGCUCCCGUGGGGCGUGUCGGCGCCUGAGGUCCCAGGCGUUUAUCGCGGACGAGCCCCUGAACUUUCCGAUUGCGCUAUGACGCUUGCGCUGGUGCGUGGGGCGCGGUUUCGCCGGCCUUGGCGGCGGCGGCAUGGACUCUGAGUAAUGUUGUGACGGCGCAUGUGUUUUUCUCUGCAGCUGCUGCUUUCCUUCCCAUCCGCGUCCCCACCUCCGUCCGCGCUGUCGCUCCCUCUCGAUCUUCUUCAUCCUCGUUCCUACAACCCCUUCCUCUCUUCCCCUUGAUCGCCCGAGGAGCGUUCCGCCUCCCACAGCUCGAGUCCCCCGGGACGGCGCUGGUGGACGAGCAGCUUGCGAGUUAUCAAGUUUACGAUGCUUUGGAUGUGAGCUCCCAGCUGCCAUAUCGAGUGC